This is a messenger RNA of Xyrichtys novacula (pearly razorfish), 1308 nucleotides long. The record is from the annotation of a GenBank genome assembly. Lineage: Eukaryota; Metazoa; Chordata; Actinopteri; Labriformes; Labridae.
AUGCUACCCUGGGAGCCUCACAGCCCAAAGACCUCAUCCCGACCGCCAUCCACCACAGCACCCAACCAGGACUCAACCUGGACUGAAGUGAUAACUCGAACUAGGAAAACCAAUAACACCAUCCCCUGGAACCCGGCCGGGCCUACCUCAACCUCCACGCCAAGCAAUCCACUGCUCCGGUCCGAGAUCCUCGCCGGCAGUGGGACGGAUCCCUCAAACGGUGCCUCCACAGUCCGGUUGGCCCUCUCUAACCGCUUCGCGGCCCUUAUGCAUCCUCCUAAGCCCGACAGCACCAGCCCGAACCAGCCCCCUCUCCGCGGUGACGUGGCGGCGUACUCUACAUCGGCUGCCGGAGCUCCCAUGGCUCCUACACGGCCACCCGGCGGAGCCCCCGGACCUUCGUUCUCGUCCACCGAUGUCUCCGCGGUGUGCUGGCCCGACGAUCUUCUGGCGACCAGCUCCCGGGCGUCACCGGGCGCUGGUGGGAAGAACACCUCCCUGCCGGCAUGCAGAGGGAUUCCCGAGUGGCCUGGCACUGGCGGAAGGGACCCCUCUCCGUCGGUGCCUGGUCGUGCUCGGUCUCCAAGGAACCGCCUGGACCACCGCUCUGAGAGCCGGACCGCGUCCUCAGCCGCCCGCAGGAGGUUUCUCCAAGAGGCAGUCCGACGGAACUCCGCUGGGCCCGCCACCGCCGCCCCGGACCGAAAUGGCAGACCAUCCCCGCUGCCGCAGGCGUCCACCGCACCGCUGAUUCCUCGCAGCCCGGCCAUCAGCUCCACUUCGAGUUCAGGAGCCAUGCAACCCCCGCCGCUGUUCCCACCCACCACCUUGAUCGUCGGUGACAGUAUCACACGAGGUAUCCGUUUUUUCAACGCCAUUACUCGUUCCUUCCCCAGUGCAACUGUCGUCGACAUCACUUCAAAACUCCCCGGUCUUCUCCAGUCACUCCCUCCCUCUAUCCACCGCAUCAUUGUUCACAUCGGCACCAACGACACGGCUCACAAACAAUCUGAACUGACCAAAAGGGACUUCAAAUCACUUCUCCACAUCCUUCAGUGCAGCGGCAAAUCUGUUUUUAUAAGUGGUCCGCUACCAACGCUAACACAUAGCAUUGAUCGUUUUAGCCGCCUCCUCAGCCUGAACUCCUGGCUUCGAUCAUUCUGCAGCACCUCCUCCACCCACUUCAUUGACAAUUUUAAUCUGUUCUGGAACCGAUCCCCAUUCUUCUCCCAUGACGGACUUCACCCAAACAAACUGGGCUAUUACACACUCACCGCUAAUAUCCAACACCAUAUUCACACCAACUGA